UUCACGGGCUCGUCAACAUGUGGGAUGUUUUUGUACCCCUGUCAGAGGUCUGGUGACCGCCUUACCAGACUUUUUUUUUCCUCCCUGUCGGCGGUUUCAUCGGUUAUGAUAUGAUCAUGGGAGUCAAUCACUGCAAUAACUAAUCCGUUGAUGCCCUUCUCUUGUAUUCCCCGUUGUAUUGUAAAGGCAAAAUAAACGAGGAAUGGCCGUGUUAGUUCACUUUUCUUCACUUGCUUCGUGCUUCCACCCUAAGGAGACUUGACUAAGAGUUAUCCCACCUCUGUUCCAAAAAAAUGUCACAAAGGACAUACAAUGAGCUGUGGGCAGAGGCCCAAGUGGAGUUGAGUCGUCUUUUAGUCGAUGAAGUUCCCCCUCAGCCUAUUCCGCCAGAAAAGGACCGAGUGUUAUUCUUCCAGAGAGUGGCCAUGCUGUACGUGCGCUAUUUGCAGAUUUUCAGACAACUAGAGAAGGUCUACGAUCAGGUGGUGCAGCCUCAGAAGAGGCGACUUAUUCUGCAUACCCUCGAAAGUGUAAUGGGUCGAGUCUUAGAGUUGAGGAAGGAAAUGGUGGAAAAAGAGUUAUGCGAGUAUCAUUACAUGGAUGAUGUCCUGCACGACCUAAAGCUCACACCUGCUGACCUUGAGAUUCCCAUCCCGCACUAUUUUUUGAGUGAACGCAGCCAAGCAACUGAAGAGAACGCAACAAUGCUUGCUAAUAUCCUUCAAGCAGUGGAGACUACUGGAAUGCAAAAACAUGCAAUAAAGGGCAUGAGUCAAGAUGAGGCCAUCCAAAUCAUUCAAGUGGCAGAGAGGGCACGCCAAGGUCGCCUGAGGGCAGCCUUGAAUGAAGCCAGUCGAAGAUUGAGCAAGAUACCCAUGGCUGAGGCGCCCAAGCCCGCUGACAUGGACCGAGCCGCAAUCCGCAUCCAGAAGGUUUGGAGGGGUUAUGUAGAGAGGAAGAAAACAAAGGCUGCUCGCAUUGAAGAUAUGACUUUUCUGGGAAUGAUCCCACAUCCAAAAUACCAGGCACCAUGUGAGGCCAUAAUCACUGCCCAAGCCAACGAAAUGGCCAUCCGACAGAGGCAGAAGGAACAUCAGGAUGAUUACCAAAAAGCUGUGAUUGAAAUCACAAGCCAACUGAUCGAGGUGGAGGGUCAAGACAUAGGCAACAACAUGAAGGAACAAAUCAGGCAGUGGUUUAUUGAAUGUCGUAACCUAACAGGAGUAUUCCCAGACUUUCCAGAUGAGGAUGAGGGAGGAUCAGCCAUACUUUUUGCUGAAAAGGAUUAUCAGCUGGUAGUGAAAGAAAUGGAAGAAAAUGAAGAGGAUGACAAAAAUAAAAAAGGAAAGGGCAAUGACAAGAAAGAUGCAAAAAAAUCCAAGGAGAAGGCUGCGGAAGAAGAGGAUGCCUUGGUGAUGUUACCAUCUGCUUUUUUGGCAGAUUUGGAAAUGUGCAAUAAAACCUAUGCCGAUUUCUGGGAAACCCGCACUGAGACUCAAAAUUUUAACCAGCGGCAUGAGGUGGAGCUGAUCAAGGAGGAGAAAAGGGUGGACAUUAUGUCAGAGAUUCGGAUUAAGGUCGAUGAGGAUAUGAGACAGGAACUGGCAGACUGGAGGCUUGCUGUUGAAAAAACCCCAGCUAAAGUUUAUAAAAAAAAAAAAGCUGGCAAGCGUGAUAAGAAGAAGAAAAAAAAAGGGGAGAAAGAUUUGACACCGGAUAGGAGUCUUGCGUCUCUAUGUCAAGAGAUGGUGGAGGAGGGUUUGUUGAGGCAAGUCAAACCUGUACGAAUGGAGGACUACAUUGGUGACUUCAAUUAUCUUGGAACCACACUGAGACGGAAUGACAUUGAACCCAUGCCUUCAAUGGCAGACGUGCGACAAAUCGUAUCUCUCUAUGGAAUUCUACCUUUAGGUUCUCAGGUAGUCCACCAGAAAGCCCCCUUUAUAAAGGCCAUUCUACUAGCCGGCCCACCAGGAGUUGGUAAGAAGAUGUUGGUCCAUGCAGUCUGCCAUGAGACUGGCGCCACCCUAUUUGACCUUUCCCCUCUCAACAUUGCUGGGAAGUAUCCCGGCAAGAGUGGCCUGACAAUGAUGCUCCAUUUGGUGUUUAAGGUCGCAAGAUUGAUGCAGCCUGCAGUCAUAUUGAUUGAUGGUGCAGAGAAAAUGUUCUACAAGAAAGUUCCCAAGGAGGAAAAGCCGUUAGAACCAAAACGCUUGAAGAAAGAUUUGCCCAAAGCUCUCAAGCUGAUCAAAGAAGAAGAUCGUGUUCUCGUCAUAGGAACAAGCAAAGAUCCCAUAAGUGCGGAAAUCAAGUCCAUGUGUAAAAUGUACACAAAAGUUAUCCUCAUCCCAAGGCCGGACUACGGAUCCAGAUUCAUUUUGUGGAAGCAACUGAUCGAAAAACACGGAGGGAAGAUAACGUCAGCGUUGGACCUCAGCUCCUUGUCAAAAAUUUCCGAUGGCUACACCCCAGGUUUCAUGAUCCAGGCAAUCCAGCAAGUUAUUACCAAGAGACGACUCCUUCUGCAAGAUAAGAGGCCUUUGACCGCUAUUGAGUUCGUGGCCCCAUUAGCCAAGUUCACACCCGUGUUUCAGGAUAAGGAAGAAGCCUUAAAAAAAUGGUAUGCAAAGACUCCCUUGGGAAAGAAGCGAGCUAAGGCGGCUGCAGAAAGAGAAGAAGCACUACAGGCGCUAAAUAAAGACAAAGCUCCCCCGAAGAAAGGAAAAGGAAAAGGAAAAGGAAAGAAAUGA
Molecule: messenger RNA, 2750 nt
Organism: Syngnathus typhle (broad-nosed pipefish)
Lineage: Eukaryota; Metazoa; Chordata; Actinopteri; Syngnathiformes; Syngnathidae
Exons: 20
Coding region: 294-2750 (818 amino acids)
Molecular function (GO): protein binding; ATP binding; ATP hydrolysis activity
Source: RefSeq, a predicted model, not a curated record